UCUUUUUAGUUUUUACCCCCUUCCCAAUUUCCUAACCAAUUCACAAAACCCUUCAAUGAAUUAUGAAUGAAUAAAUCACGCGCAAAAAGAGUUUCUCCUUCAAUGAACACCCAUUACAGAGCUCCCACGAGCUACCCUUCAAUGGCGGAUAUCCUCACUUGAAAUUUCUUCCUCCUUUUUUUUCAUUAUUUUAUUCUUUUCAAUUAAAACUCUUUUUUUUUUUUCCUUAAUAUUUGAUCUCAUUCGUUAAUGGAGGAAAAAGUUUCCUCAAUUCCCGAUCACAAACUAUGCGGUUUCCUCACAACAGUCCUCAAAUCCCCAAACUCCGACCUCAAAACCCUAGAAUUUCUCUCUCCUCUCCACAUCUUCUCCCACAAAUCCGACGUCGUUUUCAAAUCAAAUUCCGACAUCAUUCUCUCUCCUCUCUCCAACCACCGCAUUGCUUCAACGGACUCACCUCUAAGUUCUUCUUCCUCUACGAAGAAGAAGAAGACGAAGAAUGUUAAGACUCCGAAGAAGGCUGGGAUUGUGCACGGUAAUGGAACAGUGAGUGUUGUUCAACAAUUGAAGACUCUUGUGAAUCAGAAAUGUUUGAAGAUUGCUGUUAGAGUUGUUGGAAUUUCAACUCCAGAGGAAGAUUGUUGUGAAAUUAGGGUUGCGGCGUUGGUAGAUGUGUAUCUCCCCCUUGCAUUGUGGUCCGAGUGGCAGUUUCCGAGGUCUGCUACCACUGCUGCUGCUCUCUUUCGCCAUUUGAGUUGUGAUUGGCGGGAAAGAACUUCGAUUCUGAAGGAUGGCUAUUACAAUAAUGUAGUUGGAGACGGUAAGAAUUUAUGGAAUCUAGCUGACUGUCACGUUCUUGGAUGUAAGCUGCAUUCUGAUAUUUCUGAUUUUUCUAAGAAAAAGGGAUUUGAACUUCAUGAAAUUUUUAAGAGUUUACCUUGCUUGGGUGGAGAUGUGAGGACUGUUUCAUCGACAAUUAUACCUGAAGACGUGACUUCUACAUCUGGCAUUUGGGAUUUAACAGAUGAUGUUGUGGUGAAGAUUUUGUCUGAUCUGCGUCCAGUAGAUGUUGUGAGGGUUUCUGCUACAUGCCGUCAUCUUAGGUUCUUGUCUGUAUCAAUUAUGCCAUGUAUAAAGCUCAAGCUAUUUCCUCAUCAGCAAGCUGCUGUUGAGUGGAUGGUGCAGCGUGAGCGAAAAGCUGCUACUUUGCGUCAUCCCUUGUAUCUGGUAUUCUCUACUGAAGAUGGACUUACGUUCUACAUUAAUAUUGUGUCUGGUGAAUUAGUCACGGGGCUGGCACCAACAAUCAAGGAUUUUCGUGGUGGAAUGUUUUGUGACGAACCUGGACUUGGUAAAACCAUAACAGCUCUUUCACUUAUUUUGAAGACCCAAGGAACAUUAGCUGAUCCUCCGGAAGGUGCGGAAGUAAUUUGGUGCUCACAUAAUGGUGAUGAGAAAUAUGGCUACUAUGAGUGCAGUGGCAGUAGAUACACUGGUUUUUCUGUCCCAUUAAAUGAUCGAAAGGCCCAGUUCUCUCCUGAUGAUCUAAUUCCAAAGGAUCAUUUUACGCCGAAGAACGCCAGGCUCCCAAGUUCUAAUGGGCACAGUACACCAUCUGUUUCUUCUUGUCCAGAAAGAUUAGCUCUAGCAUCAUCUGCACAUUCAUCCUCGUCACGUAGGGAACGUUUAGCUAGCUGCACCAAGCGCUUGAAUCGCGUUAAGAGAAAUCUUCUGCUUAGAUACGAAAGUAAUUCUGGGGACUCUGAAGACAAUAAUUCACGAAGGUAUUCAGGCAAACGGAAAUAUGCCACGAAUGACGAGACUAGUGUUGCUAUAAACAAGAACUUUGGAACUUCACAUCCAUAUCAACUUGCUAGCAAGAGGUGGAAGAAGGAUGCGGGGGAUAAGUAUGUUGUACUCAAUGAAAAUUGGAUUCAGUGUGAUGCUUGUCGGAAAUGGCGGAGACUCUCUGAUGACAAUCUAGCUGAUUCCACGGCUGCAUGGUUUUGUAGUUUGAACACUGAUCCCCUGUAUCAGAGUUGCAAUGAUCCUGAAGAGUCGUGGGAUUAUCACGAACCUGUUACUUAUUUUCCUGGAUUUUGCAGCAAAGAAACUCCUGGAGGACUACCUCAAAAUGUGGCAUUCUUCAGUAGUGUCCUAAAGGAGCAUUAUGCAUUACUCAAUAUUCAGACCAAGAAGGCUUUGACUUGGCUGGCUAGACUUCCACAUCAAAAAUUAUUGGAAAUGGAGACAUUUGGAUUGGUUCGUCCAGGUCAGGUGACUACAAAAGAGGCAAAUGGAUUCAAUAAAAUAUUUCAAGCAUUUGGCUUUGUGAAGAGGAUGGAGCAAGGUGUUUGUCGGUGGUUUUACCCCAAAACCUUAGACAAUCUGAUGUUUGAUCUGCCUGCUCUUCGAACUGCUCUUUGCGAGCCGUUAGACUCCUUCAAUAUGUACUUGUCACGGGCAACCCUUAUUGUCGUUCCAUCAAAUUUGGUUGAUCACUGGAAAUCACAGAUCGAGAAGCAUGUGAAACAAGAGCAACUGCGGGUUUAUGUCUGGAUGGAUAGUAAGAAACCUACUGUGCACAACCUUGCGUGGGAUUAUGAUGUUGUUAUCACAACCUUUAGCCGGCUCAGUGCUGAGUGGAAUCCUCGUAAGAGAAGUGUCUUGAUGCAAGUUCACUGGAUGAGGGUCAUGCUAGAUGAGGGACACACCCUAGGGUCAAGCAUAAAUUUGACUAAUAAAAUGCAAAUGGCAGUUUCACUGAGUGCUUCAAAUCGUUGGAUAUUAACAGGAACUCCAACUCCAAAUACACCUAGUAGUCAGGUUUCUCAUAUUCAACCUUUGUUAAAAUUUCUCCAUGAUGAAGUAUAUGGAGAGAGUCACAAGAAUUGGGAAGCUGGCGUCCUGAAGCCUUUUGAGGCGCAGAUGGAGGAGGGUAAAUUGCGCUUACUGCAAUUACUGGAGAGGUGUAUGAUUAGUGCCCGGAAAGCUGACUUACAAUGCAUCCCUCCUUGUAUUAAGAAAACAACAUGUGUUGAUUUUACAGAGGAACAUGCAAAAACCUAUAAUGAGCUUGUUGUUACUGUUCGGCGUAACAUUUUGAUGGCUGAUUGGAAUGAUCCUUCUCAUGUUGAGAGUUUGCUGAAUCCAAAGCAGUGGAAAUCCAGGACUACAACUAUCAGAAACGUCAGGCUUUCUUGUUGUGUGGCUGGGCAUAUAAAGGUAUCCGAUGCUGGCCAGGAUAUACAAGAAACUAUGGAUGUCUUAGUCGAAAAUGGUCUGGAUCCUCUUUCAGUAGAACAUGCUCUUGUAAGAUACUACCUCUCAUAUGGUGGUAACUGCCAGAGAUGUAAAGAAUGGUGCCGCCUACCUAUUGUUACACCAUGCAGGCAUCUUCUAUGCCUUGAUUGUGUUGCCUUAGAUAGUGAAAGAUGUGCGCUUCCUGGAUGUGAUUUUUCAUAUGAGAUGCAGAGUCCUGAUAUACGAACGCGACCAGAAAACCCAAAUCCCAAAUGGCCUGUUCCAAAAGAUCUUAUUGAGUUACAGCCAUCAUAUAAGCAGGAUAGCUGGGAUCCAGAUUGGCAAUCAACUUCUAGCAGUAAAGUUGCAUAUCUUAUUCAGAGACUGAAAGAAAUUCAGGUUUCUACUAGACAAACACUUUGCUCAAUGGCUGAGGGAAAUCAAGGAGAAAGACCUCAUGACUUCGAUACUUCUCAAGAACCAUGUUGCAAGCCAAGCAUCAAUUCUUUUUCUCAGGACCUUCCCGAGAAAGUUCUCAUUUUUUCACAGUUCCGUGAGCACAUACAUGUAAUCGAACAACAGCUGGCUAUUGCUGAUAUCAAAUUUGCUGGAAUGUACAGUCCUAUAAAUGCCAACAGGAAGAAGAAGGCACUCACCAUCUUUCAGUACGAUCCAAGUUGUAUGGUGCUUGUAAUGGAUGGAAGUGCUGCACUAGGUCUGGAUUUGAGCUUUGUUACCCAUGUGUUUCUAAUGGAGCCAAUCUGGGAUCGAAGUAUGGAGGAACAAGUGAUUAGUCGUGCUCAUCGUAUGGGUGCGGUACGUCCAAUUUAUGUUGAGACCUUAGCGAUGCGUGGUACUAUUGAAGAACAAAUGCUGGAGUUCUUGCAGAAUGUUGAUGAGUGUAGAAGGUUGUUGAAGGAAGACCAUGAGAAAACUGAACAUGAAGGAGCUCGAGCUCACAGAUCAUUGCAUGAUUUUGCUGAGAGAACUUAUUUGGCUCGUCUAAGCAUGGUGCGAACAACGGCAUAGAGGUAAACAGUUAUCUCCAACCUCAGCUUGGCGAAUGAUUCAGAAGAGUCACUGCAGUUUCCAACCUCAGCUUGGCAUAUAUGAAUUUGCAGUUUUGGUUUUGAUGUUUUUGUUGCCUAUCCAGAUCCAUUACAGAAUUGAAAGUGGUUCUUGGGGUAUUAUUUUUUUCCAUCAUAUUGAUUUUGUAUAGAGCAUUUAUCAAAAUCUUCUCUCGUUGUGGUGAGUAGAUUCAUCUAGAAAUAAGCUUUUGAUAGUUAGAUUAGGUAGCUUGUUUUAUAUUGAAAAAUAGCUAUGUAAUGGUAAUCUGUAAAUAAGAUGGUCCUCUGUUAUUAAUUAUGUGAGAAUGCUUAUUCAUUUGGAAUUGUUGUUAUCCAUCCUUUUAGAACGAGGUCUUAUACAAAAGAAUGAGGAUAUAUGUAUUUCAAAUGAAACAUUAUUUUAUUGACA
Beta vulgaris subsp. vulgaris (sugar beet) is the source of this 4719-nucleotide messenger RNA. RefSeq names its product F-box protein At3g54460. The coding region runs from base 250 to 4272 and encodes 1340 amino acids. Gene Ontology annotation, molecular function: zinc ion binding; ATP-dependent chromatin remodeler activity; protein binding. The record is from RefSeq and is a predicted model, not a curated record. The transcript has 9 exons. NCBI's taxonomy places the organism in Eukaryota, Viridiplantae, Streptophyta, Magnoliopsida, Caryophyllales, Amaranthaceae.